AUGGGCAAUCAAGGGGGCAAGGAGAAGGACGACAAAGGCGACCACUUGAGCCGAGAGCAACUCGAGGACAUUCACCGGCUCGCCUUGAAUGAGAUUAGCGACAUGUUCAAGUGGUUCAAGAAGGAGGCCCCCACGAGCGUGAUCACCAAGGCCGAGUUCAAGGGGGUUCUGCAGCGGAUGGGGGUGGAGGACCCCUUCCUGCAGGACCUCAUCUUCAAGGUGUUCGACGGCACCAAGACCGGCUGCAUCCGCUUUCCCGAGUUCGUCCUCGCCCUCUCCAUCAUCACGCGAGGCACGCCUGACGAAAAGCUCGAAUUCGCGUUCCAGAUGUACGACCUGGACGACAAGGGCCACAUCACGCGCGAGGACAUGAACAAGAUCAUGACCUCGUUCCUCAACCUCGUAGGCGGCGACGUGGUGACCUUCUCCGGCAAGAAGUUCGAGUCCGUGGAGCAGCUCGCCGACGCCUUCUUCGAGCAGAUGGACUCCAUGGGCGACGGCAAGAUCACGAUCGAGGAGUACAAGGAGGGCGCCAUCCGCAACCCCGACAUCGUCAUUGGCCUCGGCCUGAGCGAACUGCGCAACUGA
This is a messenger RNA of Acanthamoeba castellanii str. Neff, 588 nucleotides long. RefSeq names its product Calciumbinding protein NCSA, putative. The record is from RefSeq and is a predicted model, not a curated record. Gene Ontology annotation, molecular function: calcium ion binding. Bases 1 to 588 code for a protein of 195 amino acids. NCBI's taxonomy places the organism in Eukaryota, Discosea, Longamoebia, Acanthamoebidae. The transcript is spliced from 3 exons.